AUGUAGGUGCCGGAAAAAAAAUUUAGAACUUUGAAUUUGGGAACUAAACACGGGGUACUUGCACCUCGGUUUCCAAUCACAGGAUGCUUCCACCCUGCUUCCUUCCACCCCGGCCCUCCAUAUAUAUCUCGUUGCUCCGCGCACCAGCCUACCUCUUCACCUACCUCCCCCCUCUCUAGUGGUGUUGCUUAUAGCUUGCUGUCAGGGUCUAACAGUUGCAUCUGCAUGGAAGGGCUGACGGGCGAGCAGAGGCUCGCGUUCCAGGAGGCUUUCUCGCUCUUCGAUAAGAACGGCGAUGGAUGCAUCACCAUGGAAGAGCUGGCCACGGUGACUCGUUCCCUUGGCCUUGAUCCUAGCGAUCAGGAGCUCAGCGACAUGAUGAGCGAGGUUGAUACAGAUGGCAAUGGGAUCAUAGAUUUCCAGGAGUUCCAGAGCCUCAUUGCCAGGAAGAUGAAGGAUGGUGAUGGUGAUGAAGAGCUGAAGGAAGCAUUUGAGGUCCUAGACAAGGACCAGAAUGGCUUUAUCUCCCCAAACGAGCUGAGGGCAGUGAUGACCAAUCUUGGGGAAAAGAUGACCGAUCAGGAGGUUGAGCAGAUGAUCAGGGAAGCGGACACUGAUGGCGACGGGCUGGUGAACUAUGAUGAGUUUGUGCUUAUGAUGAAGAAUGCUGAACGGAAGAUAUCUGGGUGAAGGAGAUGUAAUGUGAAACCACUAGUCCUCAGGUUGGAUGGUUCUGUUAUAAGUUCUGUAAAUUAUAACUGUACGUUCAGUUUAAGUUCUGUGAAGUGGUGGAUUCCCCUAAUCCUCUGUGUGUUACAAGGCUAGCUUGCAGUUUGUAAGGUUGUGAUUUGUUUCAUUCUAGAGUGUUAGCAAUGUGACAUGAAUUCAGAUUUUAAAAUACCACAUAUGUGAAGUUUAUAUGUAACAACGUUUAUAGGUUCUUGAAACUAUGUUAAGAAUCCAUA
Messenger RNA from Panicum virgatum (switchgrass), 965 nucleotides. Its product is annotated as calmodulin-like protein 4. NCBI's taxonomy places the organism in Eukaryota, Viridiplantae, Streptophyta, Magnoliopsida, Poales, Poaceae. The transcript has 4 exons. The record is from RefSeq and is a predicted model, not a curated record. Gene Ontology annotation, molecular function: enzyme regulator activity; calcium ion binding. Bases 226 to 690 code for a protein of 154 amino acids.